GAAAAAGAAGAUACCAAGAUGAGUAAAAAGCCUCCAAAUCGUCCUGGAAUCACCUUUGAGAUUGGUGCUCGUUUGGAGGCACUGGACUAUUUACAAAAAUGGUAUCCAUCUCGUAUUGAGAAGAUAGAUUAUGAAGAGGGCAAGAUGUUGGUCCAUUUUGAACGUUGGAGUCAUCGCUAUGACGAGUGGAUUUACUGGGACAGCAAUAGGUUGCGACCCUUGGAGCGACCAGCAUUAAGGAAAGAAGGGCUGAAAGACGACGAAGAAUUUGUUGAUUUUAAACCUGGAGAAGAAGUCCUAGCUCGUUGGACAGACUGUCGAUAUUACCCUGCAAAGAUUGAAGCGAUUAAUAAAGAGGGAACUUUCACAGUACAGUUCUAUGAUGGUGUUAUUCGAUGUCUUAAGAGGAUGCAUAUCAAAUCUAUGCCAGAGGAUGCAAAAGGGCAGGAUUGGAUAGCUCUGGUCAAAGCUGCUGCUGCGGCAGCAGCCAAGAACAAAGCAGGAAGUAAACCUAGAACCAGCGCAAACAGCAAUAAAGAUAAAGAGGACAGAAAAUGGCUAAAAGUUCCUUCAAAAAAGGAAGAAACCUCAACCUCUACAAUCAUGCAGGAAGUCCAAAAAAAGGAAGAAGAGCCUACAUCUAGUGACACAUUUGGAUUUCCUGUAGUGGAUGUUCCAAAGAUGACCUUUGUGCAGGCAGAGAGCACGUUAUCACACAAGAGGAAAAGUAGUCUAGGCAACUCAUUUCAGGCAAAGAGAGCUCGUCUUAACAAGAUCACUGGCUUAUUGGCAUCCAAAGCUGUUGUUGCGGAUGGUGCUGAAAAAAAGGAAGGCAACAAAGAAACAGCUCCAGUCCUGGAGCAGGAGAUUUCACCUAAACCACAAAGUCAGAAAAAAAAUGAAGCUGAUAUUAGCAGUUCUGCCAACAUUCAGAAACCUGCACUGUUAUCCUCAACUUUGUCUUCAGGAAAGGCUCGCAGCAAGAAAUGCAAACAAGAAUCUGGAGAUUCUUCUGGGUGUAUAAAGCCCCCUAAAUCACCACUUUCCCCAGAAUUAAUACAAGUCGAGGAUUUGUCGCUGGUCUCUCAGCUUCCUUCUUCUGUGAUAAAUAAAACUAGUCCAUCACAGCCAGUGAAUUCCCCUAGAUCCUACAAACAUAGCCAACGGAGAAGAAGAUCACAGCGUUUAGCCACUUGCUCCUUGCCUGAUGAUUCUGUAGAAAAAGUUUCUUCUCUCUCUUCAGUUACUGAUGGAAAAGUGUUCUCCAUCAGUGGUCAAAACCAACAGUCAUCAAAAUUGGAGGUACCUGAUGUUGCUCAUAUUUCACUUGAGAAGCGUGGACCAUGUCUCCCUCUUGAUUUAAGCCGUAGUUUGGAAGUUACAACGCCAUUAUCAACAGAAUCCACUUUCCGUAAUGAAUAUCCCAGUAAAGACAAGGAAGAUAUUCAGAUGAUUACAUAUCUUUCUUCCAAAGCAGUAACUGAUGGAAGAAUAGCUACAACAGCGUCAGGUGCAGUGAGAAUGGAAAGAAAAGGAAAACUGGAAGAGAAAAGUAUUUCAACAUAUGGUAAAAAGAAAGAAAAGGAAAAGGAGAAAAAAGAGAAAAAAGAGAAAGAUCAUAAAUCAAAACAGAAAAAGAAGAAGAAAAAAAAGAAGAAAUCUAAACAGCAUGAUUAUUCAGAUUAUGAAGAUAGUUCUGUUGAAUUCUUGGACAGGUGCUCCUCUCCAUUAACACGGUCCUCAGGGAGCUCUCUGACUUUGCGCAGCAUGUUCUCAGAGAAGAAUACAUCAUACCAGUAUCCAAGAGCUAUCUUGUCUGUUGACCUUAGUGGAGAAAACCUUUCAGAUGUGGAGUUCUUGGAUGAUUCCUCUACAGAGAGUUUGUUACUUAGUGGUGACGAAUACAAUCAGGAUUUUGAUUCAACGAACUUUGAAGAGUCUCAGGAUGAAGAUGAUGCUCUCAAUGAAAUUGUUAGAUGCAUUUGUGAACUGGACGAAGAGAAUGGCUUUAUGAUUCAGUGUGAAGAGUGCUUGUGUUGGCAGCACAGCGUAUGCAUGGGACUGUUAGAGGACAGCAUUCCAGAGCAGUACAUCUGUUAUAUCUGCAGAGAUCCACCAGGUCAGAGGUGGAGUGCCAAAUAUCUUUAUGAUAAAGACUGGCUAAACAAUGGACACAUGUGUGGAUUAUCAUUUUUGAAAGAAAACUACUCUCAUCUUAAUGCCAAAAAGAUUGUAUCAACACAUCACCUACUGGCAGAUGUAUAUGGUGUAACUGAAAUAUUGCAUGGACUUCAGUUAAAGAUUGGGAUAUUAAAAAAUAAGCAUCACCCAGACCUUCAUCUCUGGGCUUAUUCAGGGAUGCGAAAAGAACAAGAACAAAUAACUGUUGGGGUAGAGAAAAAAUUAGUGACUUUGCCGGAUGCUGUUAAUCCAACUGAACGGACGUGUCACAGUCAAAACCAUAGAGAGCCGCCCAGCAUACCCCAGAAGAUGGAAGAAACAUACAUCACAAGUGAGCACAGUUACCAAAAACCACAGAGUUUCGGUCAAGACUGCAAAGCAGUCACUGACCCUAUGAGCUCAGAUGAUGAAGAUACAAGUAGUUUUGAGGAAGAUCAGGAAUUUCAUACAGAGAAUAAAAACUGUUUACAAUAUUCUUUUAAAGAUGAUGGCAUGAACGAGCAGAAUUCUGCUGAAGGAAACACUGUGUUUGUUUGUAAUGAAAGAAAAGGCUCAGAAGAACAAGUGGACACACAUCUUCAAUGGCAGCUAAAUCUACUUACCCAUAUAGAGAAUGUACAGAAUGAAGUCACCAGCAGAAUGGACCUGAUCGAAAAAGAAGUUGAUGUUUUAGAAAGCUGGCUUGAUUUCACUGGAGAACUGGAACCACCAGAUCCUCUAGCAAGAUUGCCUCAGCUCAAGCGUCGUAUCAAACAGCUCUUAAUUGACAUGGGGAAAGUACAGCAAAUAGCAACGCUUUGCUCUGUAUGACAAAAGGAAGAAUAAAGAAAUAAAAAUAGGUUCUCUACAGUGAAUUUUCUUACUAGCCACAAGACUGACAGGAAGACAGCAAAAAGCUGAACAUUUAUCUGGUUCUUUUGGCUGAUUACCAUAGUAGCCUGAAGCUUUAGAGAGAGGAGAGGAAACAUAGAGUAAGGAAUCUGUUAUAUUGAAAAUCUGAAUAUUCAAUGUCCAAGCUUCAAAAUGUAAUAUAUUACAUGCUGA
Messenger RNA from Phaethon lepturus (White-tailed tropicbird), 3225 nucleotides. It is a transcript of the gene PHF20L1, whose product is annotated as PHD finger protein 20-like 1. The transcript is spliced from 19 exons. The record is from RefSeq and is a predicted model, not a curated record. Gene Ontology annotation, cellular component: NSL complex. Gene Ontology annotation, biological process: regulation of transcription by RNA polymerase II. Bases 19 to 2991 code for a protein of 990 amino acids. NCBI's taxonomy places the organism in Eukaryota, Metazoa, Chordata, Aves, Phaethontiformes, Phaethontidae.